Acanthocheilonema viteae is the source of this 3243-nucleotide messenger RNA. The record is from the annotation of a GenBank genome assembly. NCBI's taxonomy places the organism in Eukaryota, Metazoa, Nematoda, Chromadorea, Rhabditida, Onchocercidae.
AUGGAAUCAAAUUCGGCAAACAAUGAUGUACGUAAAAUGAUAGAUACACUUGUGGCCGGAUAUCUUGGCAGACAAAAAUAUUGGGAAUCAUUGAAAUGUUUAAUGAAUGAAUCGUCAAUUCUACAUGCUGCACAAUGUGGAGGGGUGUCGAUUGUUUUGGGUGAUACCAUUCAUGGGAAACAUUUGGAAGAAAUCAUCAUUUUAUUCAGUGAAUAUGGUAAUUUUGGUCUAAAUCCAGGCUUGCUUGACUUUGGAGUCAGGCUACGUUCACUUGCAAACGAAUUUACGUCGUUGACAAAUGCCGGUGCGCAUUGGUCUGAUGCCCAGAAAUUGCUUUAUGGCAAACAUUCAACACCAUCGCGGAAUUUUUCACAGCGAUGUUUAUCAGUAACGACUGGAGAGUUAAAUGUUUGUGAAACAAAUCAAAAUAUGUUACCUGCCGCUAAUGCCGAUUCGACGACAAGUAUUUCCAGUCAACAUAGUAAUGGAUCUACUUCUACCAGAAGGAAAUGCACCCAACCAGUGAGUAUAAAUACCAGACGACGGGAAUUCAUGAAAGAAGUAGUUGAACCGGUUGUGCAUACAGCCCAGCAAAUUAUUGACAAUGGAAAUGGCAGUAUCACAGAUCCCAAUUCAUCACUUUCCGCGUUAUCAAUGAUUACAAUUGAUGAAAAUGCCGUUGGUACGUUGGAUCGAUGUAUGGCACAUGAAAAUUUCGCUGAACUUAUUGAAAGUAUUGAACGAGAUUUUCCGGACGGAUUUUUCGAUUCUUUCCCGAAUUCGGAUAAUACGGAGAGCUUGCAUGAAGCUGUUUUUAAUGUUAUAUCAUCGCAGUCCAGCGAAGCUCAACAGGAACAGCCGAAAGAUGACGAUAGCCAAAAUCUGUAUAAUAUUCCUCAUUGUGUGACAGUUGAAGAGUCAAAACCGUUGUGCUCUUCCACACCAACCAAGCUCAAAACUCAGGAAAAGUCUUCCUCAAUGUUAGCAACCUCCAAUUUGAAAGCAUCAUCAACUUCGAAAGAUGAAUCUCGUCACCUGCAACCUAAAGCUAUGCGAAAAAAACCGGUAGUUGCUGAAAGUGCGAUAUUCAAAGAUCGGAUAGAAGUAGAAUGUCCAUAUCUACCGAUUGAGGAAACUGAAAAAGAAGUUGAUGGUGGGCGAGAUUUAUUUUUCUCUCCAGGAAAUUUCAUGAAAUCAUAUGAAGAUUCUUCUGGCAAAGCGAAAGUGGACCAGUUGGAAAUAUCUGCAGGCUGGAGGAAACUUGCUGAAUUAUGUGAUGAGUCAAAUAGAAAAGCUGUAGAGAGUGAGGAAUGGAAGGCAACACAGAAAAACAAUAGUUUAGAAACGUGCAAACCGACAAACAAAAAGCCGAAAGAUAACGGAGCUAAAUAUCCAUCAUCAUCCUCUACUGAUUUAGAAAUGAAAAAGAAACCUGUUCAUAAUAAUACUGGUGUUACCGGUCAUCAAGUGGAAAAAUAUAUUGAUGAUAAAGGAACUGUACAAAACAAAAAAUUCACUUCAAAACCAUUCAUCGAACGAGAAAUCGAGCUCUUAUUCGAAAAUUCAGAUGAUCAAGAUUGCGGAAAAACUCAAAAGAUUGAUGAGUGGAAAAGUUCAGAUUUUGCGCGUGCUACAUCAGCAAAAGAAAACGGAGAAGGAUCGGAGGAUAGAGAUGAGAUUUCCGGAGAUGAAGGUUCGAGUGUUGGAUACUGUCAACGUCAGGUUUCAACCAAAUCUGUUACGAACAAGAAAAAAAGAAAAUAUCAAAAAAAAAAGUCAAUAGGUAAUGACUUUGCUUGUAAUUCAAAGAUUUCUGCUGCUAAAAAAAAGCAAUUAGAAGAAUUGUAUGUUAGUUCACCAGUACGAGAUACUGAUCAACAAAGUGAUAGCUCUCUUACUGGAGGUAAUUCCUUACAUAAAACCUCAGAGCAAUACAAAAAGGAGAAAUUUAGAAAGGUCGAAGAAGAUCGUGAAGAAGCACGAAUAAGUGCAGAAAGAAGAAAAAAAGAGAAAGAAUUUUUAAUGAAAAAGGAAAGAGAGGAAAUUGAAAGGCAGAAGCGUGAAGUAGAAGAAAAAGAGCUAAAAAGAGCAGCUGAAAGAGAGCGAAAAAGAAGGGAGGAGGAAGAACGUGAGGCACGUGAGAAAGAACAGCGUGAAAAACGACGCAAAGAACGUGAAGAUCGUGAGAAAUUGAAGAGGAUGAAAGAAAAGGAAGAUAAGAUGAGUAGCAGUUCCAAUUUAAAAAGACAACGAGAACGAUGUAGGGAAGGAAAAUCAAAAAAAGAGCUAAGAAGCAUUUUGCAUUUCGACUCUAAGAAUGAUGAAGCGGAUGAAGCAAGCAUUUUAGAUAGACUGUUUGGAGAUGGUGAUGGUUUGAAGCCUGCAACAAAGAAUUUAGGUAAAGAAGAGGCAAAAAGAAAAUCUGAAGAAAAGCCUUCAUUUAUUCAGAAAGGUGUCGAAAAAACGAAGGUCAUAAAGGAGGAAUGUCGUGCAAAAGGGGGAAAAUUAGAGCGUGUUUUUGAUAUUAAAGCAAUAAAAAAUGCUAAGGGAAGUGGUUCAAAUCGACCAGAUGCAUUGGAUGAUCUCUUUAAUUGCCUUGCUGCAAAGCCCGGUACGUCACGGAAGGAAGAAACAGAUGUCAUAGAAAGUAAAUCAUACAAAAAAGUAGUGUCAGGAAUCAACAAAGGAAGGGAAAAUUUGCUGGUUGGGGGUGGACAUUCAGCUAGAGUUGGUAUGGUAUUAGAGAAGGCAACACGCAUACGGACAAAGUAUGAACAUGAAGAAAAAUUAAAGCAGGAAUAUCGCAAGGUGGAAGGUAUCCGGCGUGAGCACAACACUCGUAAGAGAAUUCUGGAUUUACCUAUUCCAAAAACGCCCGAUCUUUCGUCGCAACCACUGAAACCUGAUAUGUCGAUGCAUAAUGAUUCGUUACGGCGGAGUGUAUCAGCGAAAAAUAUCAGUAACUGUUCGGAAACAUGUGCAAUGGCAGGUGCUUCAUCAAAAAUUCCCGUGUCGUCAAAAUCUACAACAACUAUUUGCUGCUCUUUUUCCAGCUCAAAUGAAUCAAAAUCGUUACAUCACAAUGAAUCAUCCGGUAUCGGUUCUCCAAGUAUCCAAGUAAAAAAGCCUCGCCUAGAUAUGGCAGCUAUAGAUGCUGUAUUGCAAAGUUUACAUGGUUUGGAUAAAGCCUCCUCUUCUUCUCAGUCAUUUUCUACAGCUUCUGUUUCUGGAUCAUUGACAUGA